This is a messenger RNA of Morus notabilis, 1654 nucleotides long. Its product is annotated as protein PELOTA 1. Gene Ontology annotation, biological process: nonfunctional rRNA decay; RNA surveillance; nuclear-transcribed mRNA catabolic process, no-go decay. Bases 180 to 1319 code for a protein of 379 amino acids. Gene Ontology annotation, cellular component: cytoplasm. The transcript has 16 exons. Lineage: Eukaryota; Viridiplantae; Streptophyta; Magnoliopsida; Rosales; Moraceae. The record is from RefSeq and is a predicted model, not a curated record.
GUGAGGUUGGGCCGUACUUAGUGAGACAGCGCGGUUGAUCUGGGCUUCGGGAUCAACUGUGGUUUGUUGGCUCGUGGCUAAGUCGGUCGCUCGGCUUCCAUUUCAGUUGGAACUUCCAGCACUCAAAGUCAAACCGUCUCUCUGAGAAAUCGAAUUUGCAGAAAAAUUGAGAAGAAACCAUGAAAAUCGUCCGUAAGGACCUUGUCCCAGACGGACCGGGAAGCGUCAAGAUGGUACCUGUGGAUUCGGAUGAUUUAUGGUAUGCCUAUAACUUGAUAGCUCCUGGGGACUCUGUGAUGGCUGUAACUGUGAGGAAAGUUAUUAGAGAAGCGGCUUCUGGUGGAAGAGAUGCAGAGCGUGUAAAGCUGAAGUUGGAAAUUAAAGUUGAAGAGGUUCCAGAUUAUGACAAGGUGGGUUCUGUCUUGCGUAUACGUGGAAAGAACAUCCUGGAGAAUGAACAUGUAAAGAUAGGAGCGUUCCAUACUUUAGAACUUGAGCUGAAUCGGCCUUUUGUAUUAAGAAAGGAUUUAUGGGAUUCAUUGGCGUUGGAUGUACUUCAACAGGCUUCUGAUCCUGCUGCAAGUGCGGAUCUAGCUGUUGUCUUAAUGCAAGAAGGAUUAUCACAUAUUCUGCUUGUUGGUAAAAGUAUGACAACUACUCGUUCACGGAUAGAAACUUCAAUACCACGCAAGCAUGGACCUGCUAUUGCUGGUUAUGAAACGGCAUUAAAUAAGUUCUUUGAGAAUGUCUUACAGGCAUUUCUGAAGCAUGUUGAUUUCAAUGUCGUUCGAUGUGCUGUGAUUGCUAGCCCAGGUUUUACAAAGGAUCAGUUUCAUCGUCACUUACUAUUGGAGGCGGAGAGAAGACAACUGAGACCCAUUAUUGAGAACAAGUCGCGCAUAAUUCUUGUGCAUACAAGCUCAGGAUACAAGCAUAGUUUGAGAGAGGUUCUGGAUGCUCCCAAUGUCAUGAAUAUGAUCAAAGAUACUAAAGCAGCACAAGAGGUCCGAGCUCUUGAGGAUUUCUUCAGCAUGCUUUCAAAUGAUCCAGCUCGAGCAUGUUAUGGACCCAAGCAUGUUGAGGUUGCCCAUGAGCGCAUGGCUGUUCAAACACUGCUAAUCACAGACGAUCUCUUCAGGAAUGCUGAUAUCGCAGCCAGGCGAAAGUAUGUCAAUUUAGUCAAGUCAGUGAAGGAUUCGGGUGGUACUGUCCAUAUAUUUUCAUCUUUGCACGUCUCCGGAGAGCAACUGGCGCAGAUAACUGGCAUUGCAGCAAUCCUUCGUUUCCCUCUUCCAGACUUGGAAGAUAUAGAGAUGUGAUGAAACACUACAUGAGAAAAAUCUCGAUCUUGUCAUUACAUCCGGUGAAUCAACUGUAUAUGUUCUCCUCAGUUCUCCAUGUAUAUUGUGAGCAGUGGUUGAGCGAUAGGUUGAGAAGAAACCUGCAUAAUGGUUCAGUCAUUUGCGUGUUUGCUUUUUUGUGUCUUUUUCUUCUUCUUCUUCUUCUUUCACUUGAAUGAUUGGUUGUUGUUGCUUUUGCUGGCAACUGAUCCGUUGUAUGUGAUUCUUUGAACUCAAUUGUUUAAAAGGAUCUUUAAGGUGUCGCAUAAUAACCAAUACAGAGCUUUCAACAAUCGAGUAUCAUUGAUUACACA